CAAAUUCCUCGAUCCAAGGCGCCCCUCGACAAUCGACUGCGGUCUCGCUCCUUAGUCUUACCGCUGAAUCUGAGCCGUUUGAACCCCGAGUACCCUGGUCGGAUUUUUCUCAAGCUCGUUCGAAUUCGAAGUGAAAGUUCAAUGUACUGACUAUUCUUUGAGCUUUUCAGUUCGCCGUUCGGGCAUACUUAGGGUUUGCCAUUUUCCGCUAAAAUUAUGCUCAGCUACUCUUGCUUCGACUUUUCUUUCCGUUCUUUGAUUGUUGAGUUAUGCAACCGUGAAGUGUCUACUGAAAGUAUUGCGAAAUUCUUUGAAGGAGGCUCUUUUCCACAUUCUUAAGGUCCUUGGUGCAAUUUUGGAGUUUUGUCGUCUUAGGAGCAGUUAGGGUUUUGUACAUGUAACUGAAGCCGUUGAAUUUUCAGUUUUAGUUGUCCAGUGGGAUCGACGGGACACUUCUUGUGUAGCUUUAGGCUUGUUCGGUUGCUUGAUUUCUCGGCGGCUGCCGUUUUAACCCUCUGGUUUUUAUCUUCCUUUCUUGUGGAGUGGGAGGCGUUUGGGGGUAUGGGAUUUAAAUUUUGGGGCCAUUUCUUCCACGAGAAAUAGGAAUUCAUUGCCAAAGUAAAGGAGUUAGACAUGUUUUAUUCUCAGUUUAUAUUGGCCAAGAAAGGGCCCCUUGGAACGAUAUGGAUAGCGGCACAUUUGGAAAGAAAGCUCCGGAAGAAUCAAGUUGCCGAUACUGACAUCGGCGUUUCUGUGGAUUCAAUUCUUUUUCCUGAAGUACCAAUUGCACUUCGCUUGUCCAGUCAUCUUCUGCUUGGUGUAGUGAGGAUAUAUUCUAGAAAGGUGAAUUACCUUUUUGAUGAUUGCAGUGAAGCUUUGCUUAAGAUUAAGCAAGCUUUCCGCUCCACUGCUGUUGAUCUGCCACCAGAAGAGUCCACUGCACCUUACCAUUCCAUAACUUUACCUGAGACUUUUGAUCUUGAUGAUUUUGAACUGCCAGAUAAUGAUAUAUUUCAAGGUAACUAUGUUGAUCAUCACGUCAGUACGCGAGAGCAGAUCACAUUACAAGAUACCUUGGAGGGUGCAGUUUACACUACUUCACAGUUUGGAUUGGACGAGCGGUUUGGUGAUGGUGAUGCUUCUCAAAUUGGUUUAGACCUUGAGGAGGAUUUGUUGCUGGAGAAGGCAUCUACUUUUGAGCAUGAUGGCAUAUUGGAGACUAAUCCUCAAGAAACUAUACAAUCUGACAGACCUCUCGAUGAAAAUGAAAGGAAAGCAGAGGAAACUGAAGCACUGGACGGAGCGCAAGUGAAAGUGAAUGGCAGCAAGAUUGAUGGCGCAUCCUCUGGUAUUGAAGCUAGUGAAUACGCUCAAGGGCCAUCUACUCCUGGACUGGAAGAGCCAAACUUGGCUCCGGUCAUUAAUGAAGUGGAUUAUCAUAAUUCAACUGAUUUUGUAUCAAUGAAAAGCACACAAGAAGUUUCAACUAUGCAAGAUGAAGCUGCAAUUGACCAUUCUGUGCAAGAUAAUGUAAAGAAUGGCAAUGUUCUAGAUUUUCACCACGAAAAGACGGACUGCCUUUUGGGUGACUGUGAAAGAGAGAAUUGCCCAUCCUUGGUGCCAGAAUACAGAGACAGGACUUUUGGUGCUUCUGCUGUGCCUGAGAAGGUUGAAGAUUUGCAUGAUGGUGUUGUGAUAAAUAAUGAACCAGUUGUAUCUUCUCUGGACCAAACUGUUAUUGAUGCAGUUUCUAGAGGGAUAAAUGUUAGUGAAACUGUUGCCUCGCCAAGUUGUUCUCACAUUACAUCCGAUCAGGAGGACCCCAGUUGUAAACUUUUGUCUCACUUGGUUGUCUCAAAAGGAUCAGAAUUAGACAGUCAUCUAAAGGAUAAACAUGUCUUAUCAAAGCAUGAAACUUUAACUGACAUUGAAAUUGCUAACAGUGAGGGGGAAUCUGCUCCCUUUGGUGAGGCUAAAGCAUCCAGUGCUGUGCAUAUUCUAGGUUCACCUGAGGGACCUGAGGUUGUUGAUGUUGAAUCUCAGGCCUCUCAAGAAUUGAAGGAAGCAGAUGCUUCGAACCAUGUUGCUCAUGGAGCUGUACAGCCUGAUGAAUUACACCUUCGGCCAUGCACAUCCCAUUUGGGCCAAACUGAUGUGUUGUCCAUUGGAGGCAAACAGUGUCAUUUGACCUAUGUUUCGCAUACUGCUUUAGGUGAUUGUCAGGAGGAAAAAGAGCAAUCUGUGUGUAAAGAAAUUCACCAAGAUCAGGAGAAGUCAGAGGAGCAACACGAGAGUCAGAUCUUUAUUGAUAAUCAAGUAACAAGCGACAGUAAAUCUGUUGCUUCUGACUUGCCAGCACCUGAAAAAAUGCUCUCCCUAUCAUAUCAACAUAGCGUUGGACCUAACGAUGUGCUGAUGGAAUCUACACCUGACAAUCGGGAUAUGGCUGGAGGCUUUAAGAGUGUUGAAGGGGUGAAAUGUGUCUCGGGUAAAAAGCGAUGUUUCACAGAAAGUACUCUGACAAUGCAGAGCGUAGAUUUGUCUGAAUCAUAUGGGGGGACUCAAUCCAAGAGAAGUGCAGAGUUCCUUCCUGAUGAUGAUGAUUUGUUGUCUUCCAUAUUAGUUGGUAGAAGAUCUUCAUUUUUGAAAGUGAAACCCACUCCAGCAGCCUCUGAAGUGGUAUCAAUAAAACGUCCCCGUUUGGUACCACGCACUAGUGCCUUAAAGAGGAAGGUGCUCACAGAUGAUACAAUGGUCUUACAUGGCGAUAUAAUACGGCAACAGCUAACAAAUACUGAAGACAUACGUCGCAUGCGGAAGAAAGCUCCUUGCACUCACCGAGAAAUAUUAAUGAUUCAGAGACAAUUUCUGGAGGAUGAAAUCUUUCAAGAACCAGCACUUAAAGGCGUGUCAGCUGGUUUGUCACUUCUGCGAAAUGAGAAACUUGAUCUUGCUAGAAUCAAGGUUUGUGAUCACACUUUAGACAGUUCUCUGUCAGAAGCAACAAAUGAUAAUGGACCCUAUUUGAGGACAAAUGUCACUGAGAUUCAUGGAGUGGAAAGAAACAUUGAACCUGUGAUGGCCCAAGAUGUCGAAGAACAACCUGCUGGGACAGCUGUUGUGCCUGAGAACAAUCAGUCUGAAUUUAAUGCAGAAUCUCUUCAUAUUAAUGUUCACGGGAAUUCAGAUGUUAUUUCCCGUGUGAAGGAGAUCCAAAUUUCUCAAACUCCCAAAAUGAAUGGCAGUAGAGAAAAUAUUGAGGUUUUUGACUCUGAAAAUUGCUCCACUGCCCCUGGGUUUGAAUCAUCAUCUCAUGCUGACUCUGUCUUUGACAACAACAACUGUAUGCCUGAUGACUUUGCUGCUCCGUUGGCUGUAAUGGAUAAAAGCAAUGACUUCGAUGGUUCUAUGCAUACUGAUACACUGGGCAUAUCAUCUUCCCAGAAUUUACAUCCACUCCCUAUUCUAGAGGAUGAACUUGUAGAGAGUAAAAUCAAUAGAAGCGGAGUAGGCACCUCUGAAAUUUCAGAAGACAGGGUUGAUAUUGGAACAGAAGUUCAAAUUGAUGGUUCUGAAACUGUGAACAAUUUAUACCCAUCCUUGGCUACUGAAUGUGAGAGAACGGAUGAAUACACUUAUAACCAGGCUUCCUUAAAUAGAGACCUGCAUGCAGAGGACAGUGGAAACAACUUGCUGGGGAGCACAAAUGAAGAUCAAAUCCUUGCCUCUGGUUCUGGGUAUGAUGACAAGGACUCAAGGUUUGGAUGCAGUUAUAAUGAAAAUACUACAGUAGGUUAUUUACAUGGUGUAGCUGAUGUUUUGGAUGCCAACGAGGCUUCUCUAUUUGAUCAAGAAAAUUCAGUUUCUCAUGAAGCUGACCAGCGGAGUACAAUGCACCCUGAAAUUUCAGCUAUUGAGAGUCCUUUGGUGGAUCAAAAUGAUGAAAACAUCAUAGUCACAGAGGAUACAGGGUUUCUGAAUGUUGAUGAUGAUAUGGUUCAAGAUGAUGAUGAUUACAUACCAUGUGAUGAAGGAGCUCAUCUAGAAAAUAGCGGAUGGUCUUCUCGGUCCAGAGCUGUUGCCAAGUAUCUGCAGGUUUUGUUUGAUAAAGAAGAUGUACAUGGAAGGAAGAACCUACCCCUUGAUAAUCUAAUAGCUGGUAAAACCAGGAAAGAAGCCUCGAGGAUGUUUUUUGAAACACUGGUUCUCAAGACCAGGGAUUAUGUUCAUGUUGAACAGACGAAACCCUUUGCAAAUAUUAACAUAAAACCUCGAUCAAAGCUGAUGAAAUCAGAUUUCUAAUCCUAGCAUUGGAUUUUGGCUGAUGUAGUUUUGAAGAUCCAGAUGGUGCCGAUUUGGUUGAUGUCUGCCAUGUUGGGUAAUUCUUCAUCUCCCCGCCCCCAUCCCUUUUUAUGAUUUUUUUGAGAUAGGAGUUAGCUGUCUAGUUCAUUGAUGGGUUCUGUAGCGGGGGACGGCGAAGCAUGAAGAGGCACCUGUAUCAUUCUGCUGACUGUAGCAACAACAUAGUCGGAUCAAUAUUUAUGUAUAUAUUUUUGUAAAAUAUUGUCAUUUGUAGUUGCUAAUUUGUUUGUUAUUCAACCGGUUCCGUACAAGCAAGGUUGGUAUAGUUCUAUCACUGUGCGAAGGUGGUUGUGAAGUAAUCGUCGUUCUAGGAUUCAUUAUGACGAUAUUCCAAAUUACAGCAAUUAUCAAUUCAUGUGCCUGCGGAUUGUAUAGCA
Neltuma alba is the source of this 4739-nucleotide messenger RNA. Its product is annotated as sister chromatid cohesion 1 protein 4. Gene Ontology annotation, biological process: replication-born double-strand break repair via sister chromatid exchange; sister chromatid cohesion. The transcript is spliced from 15 exons. Gene Ontology annotation, cellular component: cohesin complex. The record is from RefSeq and is a predicted model, not a curated record. Bases 634 to 4302 code for a protein of 1222 amino acids. NCBI's taxonomy places the organism in Eukaryota, Viridiplantae, Streptophyta, Magnoliopsida, Fabales, Fabaceae. Gene Ontology annotation, molecular function: chromatin binding; protein binding.